AUGUCAUCCGCUCAUCUACAUCGGCGAGAGAAGGACCGGAUGAGGUACUCACUUGAAUAUCGAACCCAGGCUAUAUCACAGCUGGCAUCCACCAUCACCUAUGUUACUAGUGCUGAGGCUUCUGCACCGGCCAACCUAGAUACGACUGCUUUAUUGCUGAGUUCUAUCUUACUCGGGAUGACCUCAACAUGGCACGAUGUAUCCAUGCUAGAUUUAGUGCAUCUUAAAGGCGCCCGUACUCUAUUCCAAAAGUGGAUGUUUAACGCCCACCGACAAAGUGUGGGACCGUCUCCUUAUGAUCCGAAAUAUAGCUUCUUACUUGGUGUGAUGGCGUAUUGGGAGGCUCUUGCCUCCUUUCACGUUGACCAAAGUCUGGAGGCAGUAGACUAUCUUUGGGAUAUGUGCAACACAGGAACAAACUUGGAGGCUUGCUGUCCGAAUCCAUUUACCGGGGUCAGCACAUCACUGUUUAUCUCUAUGGCUCAGGUCGGUACAUUGUCAAGACAGCUUCGCCUUGUUGAUCGGCUGUGCUCCCUGACAGGCCCGAAUAAAUACAAGGGAGAGAUGUAUCUUUCACUUCUCGACAAGGCAAAGGAAAUUGAGAAGUGCGUGCGCGCUUAUGCUGUAUUGCCGGUUGAUGAGAUUAGCGCUACAGGAGAUGACCUCACCCCAUCGAGCCAUCUUCAUACUAUGGGACUUGUGUACCAGCUAUCGAUACUGCUCGAGCUUUACCGGCUUUUCCCAGAGUUACUUCGGUCGAGCGAUGACCAGAUCAAUUACAGCCCCAAUCCAUUAGAGACAAAACACUUCUUUGACACUCUCGCCACAAGCAUCCUGACCCUGCUGGUUUCGAUCCCUCCAUCAUCCAGAACAAAGGCUAUCCAGGUUUUCCCAUUGAUCAUUGCAGGCAGCGCGCUGCAAGGGCAGACGCAACCCUCAUCCAGUACAUCGUCGUUGCCAUUAUGUAUUCGCGACCCGAUUCAAGGGGUCAUGUCGCUAUCUAGCAACAGCCUCAUCACAAAUUAUUGGAGACGUGUUGUCAUGGACAAAAUUACUAGUCUACGAGACUAUGUUGGUCUGGACUCGGUGGACCAUGCGAGAAGAAUAGUGGAAGGAGUAUGGAUGCGAGCGGAUAGUAUGAGCUCAAGAAGCGCAGGGGCUUGCUCCAUGGUUAGCUGGUUGGAUGUGAUGAGAGAGGACAAGCUACAGACGUUCUUUGGUUAA
Molecule: messenger RNA, 1224 nt
Organism: Aspergillus eucalypticola CBS 122712
Lineage: Eukaryota; Fungi; Ascomycota; Eurotiomycetes; Eurotiales; Aspergillaceae
Exons: 2
Coding region: 1-1224 (407 amino acids)
Biological process (GO): positive regulation of transcription by RNA polymerase II
Cellular component (GO): nucleus
Molecular function (GO): transcription cis-regulatory region binding; DNA-binding transcription factor activity
Source: RefSeq, a predicted model, not a curated record